AGGGUCACUUGACAGGAACAGCUGGACGGGAACAACAAAGCAUUUCGGUUUUACAGCAGAAUGUCCCGUCUGUAAACAACAACAACCCCUGACGUCGCUACUCGACGGACGUGUAGACCUUCACAUCACGGCCGGCCAAGGUUUCGAGAAGUCGACGACCUGAAAAAAAAAAAAUCAACAUGGGGCGCAUCUUCCUGGACCACAUCGGUGGAACGCGCCUGUUCUCCUGUGCCAACUGUGACACCAUCCUGACGAACCGCUCCGAGCUCAUUUCCACGCGGUUCACGGGCGCCACGGGUAGAGCUUUCCUCUUUAACAAGGUGGUCAACCUGCAGUACAGCGAGGUCCAGGACCGUGUGAUGCUGACCGGCAGACACAUGGUGAGAGACGUCAGCUGCAAGAACUGCAACAGCAAGCUGGGCUGGAUCUACGAGUUCGCCACCGAGGACAGCCAGCGCUACAAGGAGGGCCGCGUCAUCCUGGAGAGGGCGCUGGUCCGCGAGAGCGAGGGCUUCGAGGAGCACGUUCCCUCCGACAACUCGUGAGCUUACCUCCACAUGACCGCUCCCGCCGUCGGCAGACUUAGUGACGUUAUUGCUAAAAGUACUCCCUGGUUCGCACAACUUAUACCCCAACCUAGGACACAAAUACGAGGACAUUUCACAAAAGUCUUUAGUCAACUAUGGUGGACAAUUCUUUGAAUUAGUCAUGAUAGCAUCUGCUAGGCACAAUGAAUUUGUAGAUUUAUUAUUUAAUUGCUCAUAUUGUACUGAGCAGACAAAUCUAUGGCUAUUGUCACACUUUUCCUCUUUGGCCAUUAUUGGUAUCCAUCUGUUAGGGCGUCACAAUAAAGCCAGAGAAAAACUAAAGCGCUUUAUACUGAGUUCUAAAGUGACUCGACUUUUGAGGCAUUCCCCCCUGCUUCCUCCUCUCCCUGUACAUUUUGGUAUAGAACUACAAAUUGUACGCUUCCUACACGCAUUUCACUUGAAGAAACAUGAAAUGUCCGUUAAUGAAUGGCAGGGUACUUGAUAUGAAAUUUUCCGUAAACAUAUUCUGAGCUGCUUCCUGCUCCGUUACUGGUAAAAAAAAAUAUGACAGCGAUAAUCCAAUCACGUCAACACCUUCCCUCGUGAUACGCAACAUAUUAUAUCCCGUUUUCAUCUACUAUUUUUCCAUAGCGUUUCUGCUCGAAAGGAUUCUUCAUUCGUCGCUCCAAGCAACGUUUGUAAGUUUUACAAUAUAACUAAAACAAUCCAUACUUAAUAAACAGUCCAUUUGUGAUGUC
Messenger RNA from Nerophis lumbriciformis (worm pipefish), 1288 nucleotides. RefSeq names its product yippee-like 5 (gene ypel5). The record is from RefSeq and is a predicted model, not a curated record. Lineage: Eukaryota; Metazoa; Chordata; Actinopteri; Syngnathiformes; Syngnathidae.